Penicillium antarcticum is the source of this 1383-nucleotide messenger RNA. RefSeq names its product 3-deoxy-7-phosphoheptulonate synthase class II. The coding region runs from base 1 to 1383 and encodes 460 amino acids. Gene Ontology annotation, biological process: aromatic amino acid biosynthetic process. Lineage: Eukaryota; Fungi; Ascomycota; Eurotiomycetes; Eurotiales; Aspergillaceae. The transcript is spliced from 6 exons. Gene Ontology annotation, molecular function: 3-deoxy-7-phosphoheptulonate synthase activity. The record is from RefSeq and is a predicted model, not a curated record.
AUGACUGAAUGGACCCCUAGUUCGUGGACACAAAAGCCGAUCAAGCAAGAUGUCAUUUACGAAGAUCGCCAGGGGUUGAAAGACGCGCUACUGAAGCUGCAGAAGCUACCUCCGCUGGUAACAACACGGGAAGUCAUUCAUCUUAAAGAAAAUCUGCGAAAUGUUGCUCUGGGCAGGGCAUUCGUUUUGCAAGGUGGUGAUUGUGCGGAGCUCUUCGACUACUGUAAUCAAGAAAUGAUCGAAGCCAAGGUCAAGCUUCUAUUGCAGAUGAGCUUGGUGUUGAUAUGGGGCGCCAAUAAGCCCGUCAUUCGUAUUGCCCGCAUUGCAGGUCAAUUUGCGAAGCCACGCUCGAGCUCAACAGAAGUGGUCAACGGAGUGGAAAUGCCCUCCUUCCGCGGCGACAACAUCAAUGGCUUUGACGCCGAUCCCCAGUCCCGCCAACCAGACCCAACACGUCUAGUCUCGGCGUACUUCCACUCAGCAGCAACCUUAAACUACCUGCGCGCGUCCCUUUCAUCCGGUCUAGCAGACCUGCACUCCCCUCUAGAUUGGGGCUUGGGACACGUAAUCACACCCUCGAUCAAAGAGAAAUACGAACGCACCGUGAGCGCAGUCAAAGACGCCCUCCGCUUCAUGCAUACAGUAGGAAUCGACAAAGACCGCGGCGUGGAAACAGCAGACAUUUUCACCAGCCACGAAGGCCUCUCGCUUGAAUACGAGCAAAGCCUAACCCGACUCCUCCGACACCCACCCUCCAUCACCUCAACUAACCCAACAAUUUCCGACUCUGGAUACUAUGCAACCUCGAGCCACUUCCUCUGGAUCGGCGAUCGAACACGCCAACUUGACGGCGCACAUGUCGAGUUCUUCCGCGGAAUCGCCAACCCCAUCGGAAUCAAAAUCGGGCCCAGCAUGACCUCGGACGAGUUAGUAAACCUGCUGAAUGUUGUCAACCCUGAGCGUGAGAUCGGUAAGGUGACUUUGAUCUCUCGGUAUGGUGCUUCCAAAAUUGCCAACUUCUUGCCUGGGCAUAUCGCUGCUGUGCAAGCUUCUGGCCACCUCCCUGUCUGGCAAUGUGAUCCCAUGCACGGCAAUACGCAGAGUACGCCGUCUGGGGUUAAAACACGUCAUUUUACGGAUAUCUUGUCUGAAUUGCGUCAGGCUUUGGAAAUUCAUCGGGCUGCUGGGUCUUUCUUGGGUGGCAUGCAUCUUGAGUUGACUGGUGAGGCUGUCACUGAGUGUGUGGGUGGUGCAGCUGGAUUGACCGAGGAUGGCCUGGGAGAGCGGUAUACUACUUUCUGUGAUCCGCGCUUGAAUGAGAAGCAAGCUUUGGAGCUUGCUUUCUUGGUUGCUGGAUUCUAUCGCGAGGAGUCUGAGUACUGA